Messenger RNA from Myodes glareolus (Bank vole), 1450 nucleotides. NCBI's taxonomy places the organism in Eukaryota, Metazoa, Chordata, Mammalia, Rodentia, Cricetidae. The record is from RefSeq and is a predicted model, not a curated record.
GGAGCCCAGAGCAGGGCCGCCUCUCUUCUUUCCCGGGGCCUGGGCGGAGAGGGAGGAAAACUUCCUGGCUGGGACUCUGGCGGUUUUUGCCUGCCAGCUCUCCGAUCCCGCCUACCAGUAUUGGCUCUUCCCGACCCCUCCCCUGGCGCCCCCAGAGUCCGCCAUGGCCAAAGCCUACGACCACCUCUUCAAGUUACUGCUGAUCGGGGACUCGGGAGUGGGCAAGACCUGUCUGAUUAUUCGCUUUGCAGAGGACAACUUCAACAGCACUUACAUCUCCACCAUCGGAAUUGAUUUCAAGAUCCGAACUGUGGAAAUUGAGGGGAAGAGGAUCAAACUGCAAGUCUGGGACACAGCUGGCCAAGAACGAUUCAAGACAAUAACUACAGCGUAUUACCGUGGCGCCAUGGGUAUUAUCCUAGUAUAUGACAUCACAGAUGAAAAAUCAUUCGAGAAUAUUCAGAACUGGAUGAAAAGCAUCAAAGAGAACGCUUCUGCUGGUGUGGAGCGCCUUCUGCUGGGGAACAAGUGUGACAUGGAGGCCAAGAGGAAGGUGCAGAAGGAGCAGGCAGAUAAGUUGGCUCGAGAGCACGGAAUUCGAUUUUUUGAGACAAGUGCCAAAUCCAGUAUGAAUGUGGAUGAGGCUUUCAAUUCCCUGGCGCAUGACAUCUUGCUCAAGUCGGGAGGCCGGAGAUUGGGAAACAACAGCAAGCCCUCCAGCACUGACCUGAAACCAUCUGACAAGAAAAACACCAAGUGCUCCCUGGGCUGAAGGACAGUCCUUGCUUCCUCCCCACAGUGCUCCCUGGGCUGCAGGACAGUCCUUGCCUCCUUCUCACAGUGCUCCCUGGGCUGAGGGAUAGUCCUUGCCUCCUCCCCACAGUGCUCCCUGGGCUGAGGGACAGUCCUUGCCUCCUCCCCACAGUGCUCCCUGGGCUGAGGGACAGUCCUUGCCUCCUCCCCACAAUGCUCCCUGGGCUAAGGGACAGUCCUUGCCUCCUCCCCACAGUGCUCCCUGGGCUGAGGGACAGUCCUUGCCUUGUCCUCACACUAAACCUUAAGGCUAGACCUGAGAGAGGUGGGCUGUGGGGUUGGUUGCACAAGGGAGAAACCGGUGGGACCUAGAGGGGCAGAUGAACUGGUGAUCAGGAGAGGUGAUGAGGACAGGUGAUCAGGAGAAUGAGGAUGAAGAAAAGGAAGAAAAGUGCAGGAAAAAGGAGGGUGAAGGAAUGAGGAUAGGAAAGGUGAAAAGGGUCUGAGAAGAGGAAAGGAAGAAUAAUGGUCUCAGGUCCUGGACUGUCCUUGGGUUUAAAGUCAAACAUUAAUGUAAAUAUGUUGAUUUCUCCAUUGCUGGUUCAGGUUUAGGGCCCAAAGAGGCCAGCUCAGCACUGUUCUGGAGGUCGCUCUCUCAGGGUCUUUGUUAGUAUUAAAGGCCGCUGUUUUACACGGA